UUAAAGAAGUAGAUAUUUGGGACCAUAGGGUGAGGUGUCAUUUCCAAGGGUGACCCCCCAAUCCGAAUGUAGUUGAUUCUAUUCAAAAACCCCUUCUCUCUUCUCUCUCUCUCUCUCUCUCUCUCUGUAGUUUUCUUUCCUAAUUUAGGGUUUGAUCGUCCGAGCCAUGGAUGUUGAGACAGCAGAGUUUCAAGAUUGGGAGAUGCUCCACCCGAACCUCACCUCUGACUCUGAAUCGUUAAUUACUGCUGCCUCAGCCGGAAACACGAACGUUCUCGACGAUGAAAUUGGAUUAGAGACGGGUGGUAUAGUUCAGGUCAAUUACUUCUCUAUAGAUUCUCAGAGCAGGUACAUGAGUGGUUUUACUUGUGCUGAUGGAAGCGAUGAGGUUUCUGAAGAAUCGGAUAAUCCGAGUUGGAUUGAUCCCGGUUCAGAAAACCGGUUUACCAUGAAAAAUUCCGGCGAAUUCUGGUCUGAUUCCGGCAGUGAACAGUCCGAAACACGAAAAUUCGGUGAAUAUGAAGGUAGAGAUGAACUGUGUUUCCAAGGAAAUGAAGAGAUAAAAAGUGAAAAUGGAAAAAAUCCGGAAAAUGGAGAAGCUGAAGAUGAAAAGAAGAAUGAAAUAACUGAAGUAGCAGAACAGAGGAAAGCAGGGGAACAGACGAGGAGCGCUGUGUGGUGGAAGGUGCCAAUUGAACUUCUAAAGUUUUGUGCAUUUAGGGUUAGCCCUGUGUGGACACUUUCUGUAGCUGCUGCUGUAAUGGGAUUAGUUAUUUUGGGUCGUAGAUUGUAUAAGUUGAAGAAAAAGACUAAGGCUUUGGAGCUGAAAGUAACUGUGGAUGACAAGAAAGUAUCUCAAUUCAUGAUCCGUGCUGCACGCCUUAACGAAGCAUUCUCUAUUGUGAAGCGAGUUCCUUUGAUUCGGCCACAGUUGCCAGCGGCUGGAGUUACACCGUGGCCUGUCAUGAGUUUGAGAUAGUGUGUAAUAUUUGGUAAAGAAAAGGAUACACAUACAGUUGAAGUCCCAUUUGGUAAGUGAUCAUGCUUUUGCGCUUGUAUAAUCUACUAUGUCUAUUUGUGCUGCUGUUUGUAUCUUAAAGAUAUGUAUAAACUCAUUUAUAAUUAUAUGUAAUAUCUCUUGCAUUGGCUGUCAAAAAAAGGAAGUAGAUAUUAGAAUGA
Molecule: messenger RNA, 1179 nt
Organism: Nicotiana attenuata
Lineage: Eukaryota; Viridiplantae; Streptophyta; Magnoliopsida; Solanales; Solanaceae
Product: ATG8-interacting protein 2-like
Exons: 1
Coding region: 167-979 (270 amino acids)
Source: RefSeq, a predicted model, not a curated record